CUGCACGGGGGGCCCGCCCGGCCCGAGCGGGGCGGCCCCCGCGGCGCCCGCGUGGCCGACGGGCUCCGCGCGAGGAGGCGCCCGCCGGGAGCAGCGGGAAUGGCCAUGCCCGCCCGCAGCCGAAGGGCGGCAGCAGGGGGCGCCCCGACGCCGGCCGCGGCGCUGGCGGCGGGCCUCGCCCUCCUCGAGGCCGUCGGCGGCCUGGCGCCGUGCCCUGGGGAGGAACCCCCUUCUGGCGACCGACCCGCCCUCGUCCUCGUCCUCUUCCUCCUCCUCCUCCUCGUCCUCCUCCUCGUCCUCCUCCUCCUCCUCGCCCU
Messenger RNA from Prorocentrum cordatum, 317 nucleotides. The record is from the annotation of a GenBank genome assembly. Lineage: Eukaryota; Dinophyceae; Prorocentrales; Prorocentraceae.